AUGCUUUACCCUACGCAAUUAAGAGUCGUCGCCCUAUCUCGACCAUUGGCAAGGCUCCAUCCCGCUCAAACAAGUUUCGCUCCCAUAUUCGUUCGCUCAAAGGCUCUAUCAGCUAUCGUCCGAGGCGUGGUAAAAUCCGAACAAGCUCAAUAUGGCGAGUCUCGAUCGCGCGAUGGCGGUUUCCGUGACCGCAGAACCUCUGAUAUGAACCCUCGAUCAAGGCGAGAAGCUUCUCCUAUGCGCAAGUCGUCCGCAGGCCCCCGCCGUAGUGACCCUCCCGCCCGCCAGGAUGCUUUUCUGGACAAAUUCAGCACCGUGAGAGGUUCCGAUUCUGGCUCUCCGAAAGGUGGCACACGAAACUGGAGACAGGAACAGAAGUUGAGGAAGAAGCUAAGAAAGAAGGACGAGGAAAAGAAGGCCCAGGAAGAGAGGGAAGCAGACGGGACUGAUCGUCGAACCAGGAGGAGGCGAUUCGCAGAUCCUGAGAAUGAGUUCGGGAACCGCAGUUUGGUACAACGAAUGAAAUAUGGUGAUCUCAAAGAGGUUGCCGAUAGUCUGCAGGUCCAGCAACCUGUUCGGCCACGAACUUUCAAUGCCGCUCGACGGGAGUUUAGAGACAACGAUAACGGCAGUCCCAAACAUGAGCGACGGUUUGAGCGAUCAGAUGAACGACCCGAGAAAUCACAGCAGCUGUUCGAUCGCUCCGAGCGCAGGCCGGAACGUCCAGAACGUCAGUUUGACCGUUCAGAUAAACCACAGCAAAGGUUCGACCGCUCAGACCGGCCGCAACAGAGAUUUGAUCGCCCCGAACGUCGAUUCGAUCAUUCGGAUAGACCACAACAGAAUUUCGAUCGUUCUGAUCGUAGCGCCCCUCGUCAGGACGGCGCCCGAUCCGAUCGAUGGAACGACCAAGCAGAUGAUGAUGGCGAUGCAUUCUCUGCUAGGCGUGGAAAGAAAAAGGAAAUGAUGGCCAUGAAUGUCAAAUACACUACUGCCGCUUCACAGUUCCUGUACGGCCGAUCAGUAGUUAAGGCAGCCCUCGAGCAGAACCGUCGACAGCUAUACAACCUCUACAUCUACGGCGGUGAGAAUCGAAGGGAUAGCAAGGACAACACCAUCAUGACCCGGUUGGCCGAAAAGCAUAGAGUGCCAAUUACAAUAGUGCCUAACGACGAGCAACGAAUUAUGGAUAAGAUGAGCAUGGGACGUCCUCACAACGGGUUUGUUCUCGAGGCCUCUCCUCUGCCUCAACUGCCCAUCAAGUCACUCGGCAAGUUGGAGGAGAGCACUGGUCGCCUGGGUUUUCACGUGGAUCUUGACUUCCAGACCAAGGAAGAGGCAGCAGUCAAUGGUUCAGACACCUUCGUUCGACGGUCCAACGAUGUCAUGCCGAAGCCAUUUGUCCUUCUGCUGAACGAGAUUCUCGAUCCAGGCAACCUGGGAGGUAUCAUCCGUACUGCUAGUUAUCUUGGCAUUGACGCUGUCGGCAUCACCAAUCGAGGAUCCUCCACACUCACACCAGUUGUUCUCAAGUCCGCUGCUGGUGCAGUAGAGGAAAUUUCACUCUUCACAGUUGAUGAUCCAGUCAAAUUUGUAGAAGAGUCUGGCAAAGCUGGUUGGAAGACAUAUGCUGCGGUAGCACCACCUGACCGCAAACUUGUCCGAAAGCAUGGUGACAAGUUCGUCUCUCUGGACUCCAUCGAGGCAGAGAGCCCGCUAAACAACCACCCCUGUCUGCUCGUUCUCGGUAACGAGGGUUAUGGCCUAUCGAAGCCUGUUAAGGUCGCCGCUGACUACGAACUAUCAGUUCCUCGUUUUGUUCAGGGAAGCUGCGUCGACAGUUUGAACGUUAGUGUCGCAGCUGGACUCUUGUGUCAUUCUUUUGUUAGGGAGCCUGUAGCCGAGAUCAAGGCUAAGCCGGCCGAUCCAAAGAUCGAGUCUAUCGAGACGGAGACUGAGGUCGCAGUAACUGAGACUGAAGUAAAUGCCGUCGAGGUAGUCGACGAGGUUAUCACCAACUCCGAGCAAGCUGAGAGGGAGUCGGAAAAACUCGAUAUCACUACGGAGCAAGAAACUGAUACUGAGGAGGCAAAGGUGGAAGAGAAGGAGAACAAGAGUAACGAGGAAGCGAUGUUUUAA
Messenger RNA from Fusarium sp. VM40, 2139 nucleotides. The record is from the annotation of a GenBank genome assembly. Lineage: Eukaryota; Fungi; Ascomycota; Sordariomycetes; Hypocreales; Nectriaceae.